This is a messenger RNA of Rangifer tarandus platyrhynchus (Svalbard reindeer), 7260 nucleotides long. Lineage: Eukaryota; Metazoa; Chordata; Mammalia; Artiodactyla; Cervidae. The record is from the annotation of a GenBank genome assembly.
AUGCCUCACAUCCCGUUGACACCUCGAGAGGCACGCGGAGUUCAUUGCUUCAAAAGGCUCAAGACGCAUGCCAACUUUCCAGAAGCACCUCAGGAGGAGGCUUCUCUCAGCAAUAGGCUCAAGACGUAUGCCAACUUUCCAGAAGCACCUCAGGAGGAGGCUUCUCUCAGCAAUAGGCUCAAGACGUAUGCCAACUUUCCAGAAGCACCUCAGGAGGAGGCUUCUCUCAGCAAUAGGCUCAAGACGCAUGCCAACUUUCCAGAAGCACCACAGGAGGAGGCUUCUCUCAGCAAUAGGCUCAAGACGUAUGCCAACUUUCCAGAAGCACCUCAGGAGGAGGCUUCUCUCAGCAAUAGGCUCAAGACGUAUGCCAACUUUCCAGAAGCACCUCAGGAGGAGGCUUCUCUCAGCAAUAGGCUCAAGACGCAUGCCAACUUUCCAGAAGCACCUCAGGAGGAGGCUUCUCUCAGCAAUAGGCUCAAGACGUAUGCCAACUUUCCAGAAGCACCUCAGGAGGAGGCUUCUCUCAGCAAUAGGCUCAAGACGUAUGCCAACUUUCCAGAAGCACCUCAGGAGGAGGCUUCUCUCAGCAAUAGGCUCAAGACGCAUGCCAACUUUCCAGAAGCACCACAGGAGGAGGCUUCUCUCAGCAAUAGGCUCAAGACGUAUGCCAACUUUCCAGAAGCACCUCAGGAGGAGGCUUCUCUCAGCAAUAGGCUCAAGACGUAUGCCAACUUUCCAGAAGCACCUCAGGAGGAGGCUUCUCUCAGCAAUAGGCUCAAGACGCAUGCCAACUUUCCAGAAGCACCACAGGAGGAGGCUUCUCUCAGCAAUAGGCUCAAGACGUAUGCCAACUUUCCAGAAGCACCUCAGGAGGAGGCUUCUCUCAGCAAUAGGCUCAAGACGCAUGCCAACUUUCCAGAAGCACCUCAGGAGGAGGCUUCUCUCAGCAAUAGGCUCAAGACGCAUGCCAACUUUCCAGAAGCACCACAGGAGGAGGCUUCUCUCAGCAAUAGGCUCAAGACGCAUGCCAACUUUCCAGAAGCACCUCAGGAGGAGGCUUCUCUCAGCAAUAGGCUCAAGACGCAUGCCAACUUUCCAGAAGCACCACAGGAGGAGGCUUCUCUCAGCAAUAGGCUCAAGACGCAUGCCAACUUUCCAGAAGCACCUCAGGAGGAGGCUUCUCUCAGCAAUAGGCUCAAGACGCAUGCCAACUUCCCAGAAGCACCUCAGGAGGAGGCUUCUCUCAGCAAUAGGCUCAAGACGCAUGCCAACUUUCCAGAAGCACCUCAGGAGGAGGCUUCUCUCAGCAAUAGGCUCAAGACGCAUGCCAACUUUCCAGAAGCACCACCGGAGGAGGCUUCUCUCAGCAAUAGGCUCAAGACGCAUGCCAACUUUCCAGAAGCACCUCAGGUGGAGGCUUCUCUCAGCAAUAGGCUCAAGACGCAUGCCAACUUUCCAGAAGCACCACCGGAGGAGGCUUCUCUCAGCAAUAGGCUCAAGACGUAUGCCAACUUUCCAGAAGCACCUCAGGAGGAGGCUUCUCUCAGCAAUAGGCUCAAGACGCAUGCCAACUUUCCAGAAGCACCUCAGGUGGAGGCUUCUCUCAGCAAUAGGCUCAAGACGCAUGCCAACUUUCCAGAAGCACCUCAGGAGGAGGCUUCUCUCAGCAAUAGGCUCAAGAUGCAUGCCAACUUUCCAGAAGCACCUCAGGAGGAGGCUUCUCUCAGCAAUAGGCUCAAGACGCAUGCCAACUUUCCAGAAGCACCACAGGAGGAGGCUUCUCUCAGCAAUAGGCUCAAGACGCAUGCCAACUUUCCAGAAGCACCUCAGGAGGAGGCUUCUUUCAGCAAUAGGCUCAAGACGCAUGCCAACUUUCCAGAAGCACCACCGGAGGAGGCUUCUCUCAGCAAUAGGCUCAAGACGUAUGCCAACUUCCCAGAAGCACCUCAGGAGGAGGCUUCUCUCAGCAAUAGGCUCAAGACGUAUGCCAACUUUCCAGAAGCACCUCAGGAGGAGGCUUCUCUCAGGAAUAGGCUCAAGACGUAUGCCAACUUUCCAGAAGCACCUCAGGAGGAGGCUUCUCUCAGCAAUAGGCUCAAGACGUAUGCCAACUUUCCAGAAGCACCUCAGGAGGAGGCUUCUCUCAGCAUUAGGCUCAAGACGUAUGCCAACUUUCCAGAAGCACCUCAGGAGGAGGCUUCUCUCAGCAUUAGGCUCAAGACGUAUGCCAACUUUCCAGAAGCACCUCAGGAGGAGGCUUCUCUCAGCAUUAGGCUCAAGACAUAUGCCAACUUUCCAGAAGCACCUCAGGAGGAGGCUUCUCUCAGCAAUAGGCUCAAGACGUAUGCCAACUUUCCAGAAGCACCUCAGGAGGAGGCUUCUCUCAGCAAUAGGCUCAAGACGUAUGCCAACUUUCCAGAAGCACCUCAGGAGGAGGCUUCUCUCAGCAUUAGGCUCAAGACGUAUGCCAACUUCCCAGAAGCACCUCAGGAGGAGGCUUCUCUCAGCAAUAGGCUCAAGACGCAUGCCAACUUUCCAGAAGAACCACAAGAGGAGGCUUCUCUCAGCAAUAGGCUCAAGACGCAUGCCCACUUUCCAGAAGCACCACCGGAGGAGGCUUCUCUCAGCAAUAGGCUCAAGACGUAUGCCAACUUUCCAGAAGCACCUCAGGAGGAGGCUUCUCUCAGCAUUAGGCUCAAGACGUAUGCCAACUUUCCAGAAGCACCUCAGGAGGAGGCUUCUCUCAGCAAUAGGCUCAAGACGUAUGCCAACUUUCCAGAAGCACCUCAGGAGGAGGCUUCUCUCAGCAUUAGGCUCAAGACGUAUGCCUACUUUCCAGAAGCACCUCAGGAGGAGACUUCUCUCAGCAAUAGGCUCAAGACGUAUGCCAACUUUCCAGAAGCACCUCAGGAGGAGGCUUCUCUCAGCAAUAGGCUCAAGACGUAUGCCUACUUUCCAGAAGCACCUCAGGAGGAGACUUCUCUCAGCAAUAGGCUCAAGACGUAUGCCUACUUUCCAGAAGCACCUCAGGAGGAGACUUCUCUCAGCAAUAGGCUCAAGACGUAUGCCAACUUUCCAGAAGCACCUCAGGAGGAGGCUUCUCUCAGCAAUAGGCUCAAGACGUAUGCCUACUUUCCAGAAGCACCUCAGGAGGAGACUUCUCUCAGCAAUAGGCUCAAGACGUAUGCCAACUUUCCAGAAGCACCUCAGGAGGAGGCUUCUCUCAGCAAUAGGCUCAAGACGUAUGCCAACUUUCCAGAAGCACCUCAGGAGGAGGCUUCUCUCAGCAAUAGGCUCAAGACGUAUGCCAACUUUCCAGAAGCACCUCAGGAGGAGGCUUCUCUCAGCAAUAGGCUCAAGACGCAUGCCAACUUUCCAGAAGCACCACCGGCGGAGGCUUCUCUCAGCAAUAGGCUCAAGACGUAUGCCUACUUUCCAGAAGCACCUCAGGAGGACGCUUCUCUCAGCAAUAGGCUCAAGACGUAUGCCAACUUUCCAGAAGCACCUCAGGAGGAGGCUUCUCUCAGCAAUAGGCUCAAGACGCAUGCCCACUUUCCAGAAGCACCACCGGAGGAGGCUUCUCUCAGCAAUAGGCUCAAGACAUAUGCCAACUUUCCAGAAGCACCUCAGGAGGAGGCUUCUCUCAGCAAUAGGCUCAAGUCGUAUGCCAACUUUCCAGAAGCACCUCAGGAGGAGGCUUCUCUCAGCAAUAGGCUCAAGACGCAUGCCCACUUUCCAGAAGCACCACCGGAGGAGGCUUCUCUCAGCAAUAGGCUCAAGACGUAUGCCAACUUUCCAGAAGCACCUCAGGAGGAGGCUUCUCUCAGCAUUAGGCUCAAGACAUAUGCCAACUUUCCAGAAGCACCUCAGGAGGAGGCUUCUCUCAGCAAUAGGCUCAAGACGUAUGCCAACUUCCCAGAAGCACCUCAGGAGGAGGCUUCUCUCAGCAAUAGGCUCAAGACGUAUGCCAACUUUCCAGAAGCACCUCAGGAGGAGGCUUCUCUCAGCAAUAGGCUCAAGACGUAUGCCUACUUUCCAGAAGCACCUCAGGAGGAGACUUCUCUCAGCAAUAGGCUCAAGACGUAUGCCAACUUUCCAGAAGCACCUCAGGAGGAGGCUUCUCUCAGCAAUAGGCUCAAGACGUAUGCCUACUUUCCAGAAGCACCUCAGGAGCAGACUUCUCUCAGCAAUAGGCUCAAGACGUAUGCCAACUUUCCAGAAGCACCUCAGGAGGAGGCUUCUCUCAGCAAUAGGCUCAAGACGUAUGCCAACUUUCCAGAAGCACCUCAGGAGGAGGCUUCUCUCAGCAAUAGGCUCAAGACGCAUGCCAACUUUCCAGAAGCACCACCGGAGGAGGCUUCUCUCAGCAAUAGGCUCAAGACGUAUGCCUACUUUCCAGAAGCACCUCAGGAGGAGGCUUCUCUGAGCAAUAGGAUCAAGACGCAUGCCAACUUUCCAGAAGCACCUCAGGAGGAGGCUUCUCUCAGCAAUAGGCUCAAGACGUAUGCCAACUUUCCAGAAGCACCUCAGGAGGAGGCUUCUCUCAGCAAUAGGCUCAAGACGUAUGCCAACUUUCCAGAAGCACCUCAGGUGGAGGCUUCUCUCAGCAUUAGGCUCAAGACGUAUGCCAACUUUCCAGAAGCACCUCAGGAGGAGGCUUCUCUCAGCAAUAGGCUCAAGACGUAUGCCAACUUUCCAGAAGCACCUCAGGAGGAGGAUUCUCUCAGCACAAGGCUCAAGACGCAUGCCCACUUUCCAGAAGCACCACCGGAGGAGGCUUCUCUCAGCAAUAGGCUCAAGACGUAUGCCAACUUUUCAGAAGCACCUCAGGAGGAGGCUUCUCUCAGCAAUAGGCUCAAGACGUAUGCCAACUUUCCAGAAGCACCUCAGGAGGAGGCUUCUCUCAGCAAUAGGCUCAAGACGUAUGCCUACUUUCCAGAAGCACCUCAGGAGGAGGCUUCUCUCAGCAAUAGGCUCAAGACGUAUGCCAACUUUCCAGAAGCACCUCAGGAGGAGGCUUCUCUCAGCAAUAGGCUCAAGACGUAUGCCUACUUUCCAGAAGCACCUCAGGAGGAGACUUCUCUCAGCAAUAGGCUCAAGACGUAUGCCAACUUUCCAGAAGCACCUCAGGAGGAGGCUUCUCUCAGCAAUAGGCUCAAGACGUAUGCCAACUUUCCAGAAGCACCUCAGGAGGAGGCUUCUCUCAGCAAUAGGCUCAAGACGUAUGCCUACUUUCCAGAAGCACCUCAGGAGGAGGCUUCUCUCAGCAAUAGGCUCAAGACGUAUGCCAACUUUCCAGAAGCAACUCAGGAGGAUUAUUCUCUCAACAAAAGGAUCAAGACGCAUGCCAACUUUCCAGAAGCACCUCAGGAGGAGGCUUCUCUCAGCAAUAGGCUCAAGACGUAUGCCAACUUUCCAGAAGCACCUCAGGAGGAGGCUUCUCUCAGCAAUAGGCUCAAGACGCAUGCCCACUUUCCAGAAGCACCACCGGAGGAGGCUUCUCUCAGCAAUAGGCUCAAGACGUAUGCCAACUUUUCAGAAGCACCUCAGGAGGAGGCUUCUCUCAGCAAUAGGCUCAAGACGUAUGCCUACUUUCCAGAAGCACCUCAGGAGGAGACUUCUCUCAGCAAUAGGCUCAAGACGUAUGCCUACUUUCCAGAAGCACCUCAGGAGGAGGCUUCUCUCAGCAAUAGGCUCAAGACGUAUGCCAACUUUCCAGAAGCACCUCAGGAGGAGGCUUCUCUCAGCAAUAGGCUCAAGACGUAUGCCUACUUUCCAGAAGCACCUCAGGAGGAGGCUUCUCUCAGCAAUAGGCUCAAGACGUAUGCCAACUUUCCAGAAGCACCUCAGGAGGAUUAUUCUCGCAGCAAAAGGCUCAAGACGUAUGCCAACUUUCCAGAAGCACCUCAGGAGGAGGCUUCUCUCAGCAAUAGGCUCAAGACAUAUGCCAACUUUCCAGAAGCACCUCAGGAGGAGGCUUCUCUCAGCAAUAGGCUCAAGACGAUUGCCAACUUUCCAGAAGCACCUCAGGAGGAGGAUUCUCUCAGCAAAAGGCUCAAGACGUAUGCCAACUUUCCAGAAGCACCUCAGGAGGUGGCUUCUCUCACCAAUAGGCUCAAGACGUAUGCCAACUUUCCAGAAGCACCUCAGGAAGAGGAUUCUCUCAGCACAAGGCUCAAGACGUAUGCCAACUUUCAAGAAGCACCUCAGGAGGAGGCUUCUCUCAGCAAUAGGCUCAAGACGAUUGCCAACUUUCCAGAAGCACCUCAGGAGGAGGAUUCUCUCAGCAAAAGGCUCAAGACGUAUGCCAACUUUCCAGAAGCACCUCAGGAGGAGGCUUCUCUCAGCAAUAGGCUCAAGACGUAUGCCAACUUUCCAGAAGCACCUCAGGAGGAGGAUUCUCUCAGCACAAGGCUCAAGACAUAUGCCAACUUUCCAGAAGCACCUCAGGAGGAGGCUUCUCUCAGCAAUAGGCUCAAGACGUAUGCCAACUUUCAAGAAGCACCUCAGGAGGAGGCUUCUCUCAGCAAUAGGCUCAAGACGUAUGCCAACUUUCCAGAAGCACCUCAGGAGGAGGCUUCUCUCAGCAAUAGGCUCAAGACGAUUGCCAACUUUCCAGAAGCACCUCAGGAGGAGGAUUCUCUCAGCAAAAGGCUCAAGACGUAUGCCAACUUUCCAGAAGCACCUCAGGAGGAGGAUUCUCUCAGCACAAGGCUCAAGACAUAUGCCAACUUUCCAGAAGCACCUCAGGAGGAGGCUUCUCUCAGCAAUAGGCUCAAGACGUAUGCCAACUUUCCAGAAGCACUUCAGGAGGAGGCUUCUCUCAGCAAUAGGCUCAAGACGUAUGCCAACUUUCCAGAAGCACCUCAGGAGGAGGAUUCUCUCAGCACAAGGCUCAAGACGAUUGCCAACUUUCCAGAAGCACCUCAGGAGGAGGAUUCUCUCAGCAAAAGGCUCAAGACGAUUGCCAACUUUCCAGAAGCACCUCAGGAGGAGGAUUCUCUCAGCAAAAGGCUCAACAAGUAUGCCAAAUUUCCAGAAGCACCUCAUGAGGAGGCUUCUCUCAUCAAUAGGCUCAAGACGUAUGCCAACUUUCCAGAAGCACCUCAGGAGGAGGCUUCUCUCAGCAAUAGGCUCAAGACGUAUGCCAACUUUCCAGAAGCACCUCAGGAGGAGGGUUCUCUCAGCAAAAGGGCCAUCGCCGCCAUAAGUCGACAACAUACCCCAGGCCCCGCCACAACUCGAGAAAAACCAUGA